Messenger RNA from Cucurbita pepo subsp. pepo (vegetable marrow), 1902 nucleotides. RefSeq lists its product as uncharacterized. NCBI's taxonomy places the organism in Eukaryota, Viridiplantae, Streptophyta, Magnoliopsida, Cucurbitales, Cucurbitaceae. Gene Ontology annotation, cellular component: nucleus. Gene Ontology annotation, biological process: positive regulation of DNA-templated transcription. Gene Ontology annotation, molecular function: DNA-binding transcription factor activity, RNA polymerase II-specific; sequence-specific DNA binding. The record is from RefSeq and is a predicted model, not a curated record.
UUUCCUCACACACUUCCUAGCUUCAACUUUUCAAAGGAGAUUGUCAGCAUCGUGAACUCAAGGGCCGUGGCGUGCAACCAUUGCCCUUCUAUGUAUGAAUAAACAGGAAAGGCAUUCAAUUCCACCGCUUCCUGUCCUGCCAUCCAUCUCCACCCCAACAAAACACCACCCGAAAGCCAAAGCCAAUCGCUUUUUCCUGCCAACCAACCGCUCCCUUUGUAAACACGAUCUGAGGGCCACACCCACACCCACACCCAAUACCAGCUCUUUCUGGCAAGCCCUACCCUCCCCUAAACUUAUCUUCUCUUCACAAAGUUGUUUUGAUUGACCAUCUUCUUAACGCACUUUAUCUCAAACUUUUGUUGCCCACAACCAGAUAUUAUCCUUCAAAACUAAAAUUAGAGGCUCUGAUUGAAACCAUGACUAUGAUAUUUUUGUAAAAGAGCAGAUAUUGAAACCAUGACUAUGAUAUUUUUGUAAAAGAGCAGAUAUGUGUGGCUAUGUAAAAGAAAAGGUGUUGAAUGCAUUCCAAGUUAGCUAGGGGAUAAGCAUGCAGUGUAGUGCUUUUUCACACUUACCAAGCAUUUAUAGCAAAAGCGUUUCAAGAAGAAGAAAAAAAAAAAAAAAAUACUGUACAGGGUUGUGGUAUCCUUAGUUUUGAAGCUGAAAAGGGAAAAUGGAUGCAGAUAAGCACUAGGGAUGGACUGGAAAAAGCCACACGUUAGCGAACUCCAUUGGUCUUCCAUGCAGAAACUCGUUUCACACUUUUCUUACUUACCUUACCCGCCUAUAUAUUCUGUUCUAUUUUCCUGUGUGGUAUUCAGGAGAAUGAAUGGACAAAAGUUAUGGAGAGAGAGGAGUAUUUCAUAGUACCAAAUUUGGAGACCGCAGCAGUAGCCUCUUCACAGACAUGUUCAACUCCUAGGAGGAGGAGGAAGAAGAAAACCAACAACAUGAACAAAAGAAGGUUUAGUGAUGAACAAAUCAGGUCACUGGAGUCCAUAUUUUACUCAUCGGAUUCAAAGCUCGAUUCCAGGAAGAAGGUGCAGCUUGCAACAGAGUUGGGACUGCAACCUCGCCAAAUUGCUAUAUGGUUUCAGAAUAGAAGGGCAAGAUGGAAGUCCAAGGAGAUGGAGAACAAUUUCAGGAGCCUCAGAGCUAAUUAUGACAAUCUAGCAUCUCAGUUUAAAACAUUACAGGAAGAGAAGAACUCCUUGCUCUCACAGUUGCAGAAGCUAAGCGAGCUUGUUCAAGAAGGACCUCGUGAGGGCCAUUAUUCCAAUGAGAUUGCAAAAACCAUUUACGAGACAAAAGAAAAGCCACAAAGCUUCCAUGAUGAACUAGGACAGAGUGGAGUCACGUAUUUGAACAAUAAUUAUAACACAGACAAGAGGGGUACAGAGAAUGGAGAAGGUGAUCGAGGACUUGAAAUGACCCAUUCGUCGGAAGGCAUAAGCAACGACAUAAGCCAUGCGGUGGAGCAAGCAUGUCAACUUUUGAACCCGAAUAGUUCGUUUGAAUCAUCAGAAAAUUGGUGCGGCUUUGAUUCGGAUGGGGGUGGUAUCAUAUUUGAAUGUCAGCCGUGUAGCAGUUUGCAGGAGCUAAGUUUCUGGGGAUGAGAGGAAUCCAAACUCAACUAAAGAUUAGCUCCCAAAUGUUCGUUCUUAUUACUACUACAUCCACUUAGGAACUUAACAAAGUACCAACGCAACUUGCAAUGGCUAAAUUUGAGGGGAUUCCAAAGUAUACUAAAGAUUGGCUCCUAAAUAUUGGUCUUAUUACUACCAGGUGGAAGAUUACCAAUUAGAGUUGAUUACCACGAACUAAUCCGAGAAACUGUCAUCACCUAGUUGAUUUGUAAUCGUUUACUACGUAAAUAAAAUCAAAAUCCUAGUUCCAACA